AUCGCUCCCUUAUCGCAGCCGGCGGCAGCAACCUCUCUCUCCCAGGAAGCAACAAGACAGCGUUGAGCGGCGCCAACAAGAAGCACCUUUCGUUCCUGGUCCAGUUAUUGACCACCCGACAGCAACAGAACGACCGCACCGGGGCUACGAGCACAGCAACCGCACCAGGAUGGCCACGCAGGACGCACAAGACAGGCAAGAUGCGAAGGACGAUGCUCCCGUCGACACCAGGGACGCCCUAGAAGUGCUGGAAUCAGAGGCAAAGGAAUGGGAGAAGGAUGCCGAGAUCGACCGGAUAUUGAAAGCCUUCAGACUCGACGCCUACGCCGUCCUCGGCCUCAAGCCCGGCGUGCCCGAAUCCGACAUCAAGGCCGUCUACCGCAAGAAGUCGCUGCUCAUCCAUCCGGACAAGACGAGGAACCCGCUCGCGCCCGAGGCCUUCGACCGGCUCAAGAAGGCCCAGACGGAGCUCAUGGACGAGAAGCACCGGCGGACGCUCGACGAGGCCAUCGCGGACGCGCGCAUGCUCGUGCUGCGCGAGAACAAGUGGACCGUCGACAGCCCGGAGCUCAAGACGGAAGAGUUCGAGCGCAAGUGGGCCGAGAAGACCAAGUUCGUGCUGAUCGAGAACGAGCACCGCCGCCGCCGCCAGAUCAAGGCCCAGAUGCAGGAGGAGGGCCGCGAGCAGCGCCGCCAGGAGGAGGAGGCCGAGGCCCGCCGCCGCAAGCGCCAGCACGAGGAGGAAUGGGAGGCCACGCGCGACCAGCGCAUCAACAGCUGGCGGCAGUUCCAAAAGAGCAAGACCGCCGGCGCCGGCGGCGGCGGGAGUGGGGACGGGCCCGAGAAGAAGAAGAAGAAGAAGCUAAAGCCUAUCGGUUGAGCCAAUCUCUCUGUCUCUCUCUCUCACCCUCGAUCCUUUCCUUCUGUGUCCCGACGAGGACCUUUGCAAAAGCGUGACUCUCCAAGAGUCGCAUCUAGCGGGCAACGGCGCAUGGAAAAUCCAAUGCUUUUUUUUCCUUCUGUGAGUUCAUCUUGGGGGAGAAAUAGGGUGUGCUUUUAGUUGGCCUAACCGUGAUAUCUGAAGGGCAUCUAUUAUUCUUCCUUUCUGGCUUCC
Molecule: messenger RNA, 1114 nt
Organism: Thermothelomyces thermophilus ATCC 42464
Lineage: Eukaryota; Fungi; Ascomycota; Sordariomycetes; Sordariales; Chaetomiaceae
Exons: 3
Coding region: 170-880 (236 amino acids)
Source: RefSeq, a predicted model, not a curated record